CUCCGUCUUUGAAAGCUUGACUCCCGAUACCGGGCCAUUCUGUAUUGCUACAGUCUCAUUAGUUCUUCUCUCCCAGAUAUCGGCUUGGGAAAUCUCCUGCUUAAGCUCUCAAGCUAUAGCCUGGAAGUACUUCUGGGCAAUCUACUCGCAAGUGUAUGUCCAAGGCCCACCCACCCAAUGCUUUCGAGAUAACCUUUGCAACGACACGAAGUACAUUACAUCGUGGACUUCGGCAGGAUGGAGCACGUCAACUCCAACCAAACACCACGACGAAUUCCCUCCCUGAACCUGCUCAAACUCGAUGUCUCAUGGACACGAACCCCAGCUUGGGUCGAGCUGACAUAUCCUAGCGUACACCACAAUCAUGCAUCCUUUUCGUCUCUCGCAUCACUCGGGUUUCUAGAAACUCGCUCGAAAAGCCUGGAAUUAUCAUUAACGAAUCGUCCUUCUCCUCAGCACUAGGUUUCCCUUCCUCCGGACGAUCACCUAUUAUCCUUCGAUUUCCUUUACUACAUAAGCGCCCAUCAUACAGGCCAACUCCUCCCGUGAGUGAAAGUUUUGGGCAUAGAGAUCUAACUUUAGUAUAUAUCGAUCCACAUACGGUACGGUGACUUCAGCCAGCAAUGCGAGGAGUUCCCAGUGGAUCAGUGCUUUGCCCCGUUGUCUGUCAUUGCACGCAGGGUGUCUAAGGUGCAAGAAGAGCUUCGCACACGAAAAGGGAUUGAGGCUACCAUGACGAGCGACGAAAGGGACCAGGAGUGAUGGUCAGAUGUUA
Suillus discolor is the source of this 775-nucleotide messenger RNA. RefSeq lists its product as uncharacterized. The record is from RefSeq and is a predicted model, not a curated record. Bases 238 to 462 code for a protein of 74 amino acids. The transcript has 3 exons. Lineage: Eukaryota; Fungi; Basidiomycota; Agaricomycetes; Boletales; Suillaceae.